Messenger RNA from Lineus longissimus, 4209 nucleotides. RefSeq lists its product as uncharacterized. Gene Ontology annotation, molecular function: DNA helicase activity. Gene Ontology annotation, biological process: telomere maintenance; DNA repair. The record is from RefSeq and is a predicted model, not a curated record. NCBI's taxonomy places the organism in Eukaryota, Metazoa, Nemertea, Pilidiophora, Heteronemertea, Lineidae. The transcript has a single exon. Bases 1 to 4209 code for a protein of 1402 amino acids.
AUGCCCAGACGAAGCAGGACACCCCAAGUAACAGGUGAAGCCAAACGCCGUCGGAACCGUCUCAACCAGCAAGAACGCCGUCGACAGCCACAACAGCAACAACAAGAACCCCAAAGGUUUAUCGCCCGUCAAUUCCCAUCGCAGAUUGAAACUUUCAGACUUGGUCCUAUGAGUGAAACUUGCAAAGACUGUGCUGCAUUACGUUUCAGCUCUGAAAACUUCAACUGUUGCCACAAUGGUAAAGUCUCAUUACCACCAUUGCCUCCAUAUCCGCCUGAAUUACAAAACCUCUUCCUGGCAAAUGAUGCACAGUCCAAAAACUUCAUGGAAAAUAUUCGCCAGUACAAUAGUUCUGUCUCAUUUGCCUCAUUUGGUGGGCAUGUAGUUCGCCCUUCAGGACGUGGCCCAUACACAUUUAGACUUCACGGACAGCUGUACCAUGGAGCAGGCUCUUUACAUCCUCCAGACGAUACUCCACACACUUACAGCCAACUGUACAUACUAGAAGCCAGUCAAGCAAUCGAAGGGCGACUACAACAACCACCAAAUGCAAAUUGUCGUCAAGAUGUCAUGGCUACACUGACAACGACCCUUGACGCCAUCAACCCCUACGCAGCCGCGUACAGACAUAUGCAUGAACUUGAAGAGGAGCAGACACUUGCAGCACAGCGGAACAACACCCCAAUCCCUACUGUAACAAUGAAUAUCAUGCGCGGCCAUGAUCAGCGCCGCUACAAUAAUCCAACCCGUAUGGAUGAAGUUGCAGCUGUUUUCGUGUCGCCAGAUGGAGCCCCACCUGCCAAUCGUGAUGUUUUGGUCUACCCAAAAGAUCAUAACCCAAGUAAAAUAUCAUAUUUAUCGGGGAACAUUGACCCCAUGGUUUACCCACUAUAUUUCCCACGAGGCGCUUUAGAGUGGUAUCCUGGUAUGCAACACACAGCAGAGAGGGCAACUGAUCGGUACUGCAAAAUCUCUUGCUUGCAGUUUUAUGCCCACCGACUUGCUGUAAGAGCUGGCUUCAAUGCUAUAUUCUAUGGUGCAAAACUUUUCCAGCAGUAUGUCGUUGAUGCAUAUGUCCGCACAGAAUCCACAAGAAUUGGCUGGAUACUACAAAACCAGAAGCAGCUGCGAGUGGAAAUGUACCAAGGCCUUAUGGACCACAUCAAUAAUCAAGCUGCUGAAGAAAACCGUGCCCCAGGCAAAAUUGUCGUCCUCCCUUCAUCAUUUCAAGGUUCUCCUAGAUGUAUGCAACAAAAUUUCCAGGACGCCAUGGCCAUUGUAUCCAAAUAUGGAAGACCAGAUCUUUUUCUCACAUUCACAUGCAACCCCAAGUGCAAAGACAUCAUAGAUGCAUUACAACCAAACCAGCAACCUCAUGAUAGACCAGACAUUGUCAGCAGAGUAUUCAAGCUACAUUUAAAGGAACUGCUUCAUGACAUUCGUAACAACCAUUUCCUUGGAAUCCCAAUCGCCUACGUUUAUGUCAUUGAAUUUCAAAAACGGGGUCUACCUCACUGCCACCUAUUAAUCAUAUUGAGCGAAGAAAGUAAGCUCAAAGAACCAGCUGUCAUUGACUCCCUCAUAUCUGCAGAAAUACCAGAUCCAGACUUACAACCAGACUUAUUCAACAUCAUCAAAACAAGUAUGGUUCACGGUCCAUGUGGUGCCCUUAACUACGCCUCUCCCUGUAUGGUUGACGGCAGCUGCUCCAAAGACUACCCAAAGUCUUUCCAAGAACAAACAGCACUAGCAGUCAACGGAUAUCCCCUGUACCAAAGGCGAGACAAUGGCCGCACUAUCGUUAUAGGAAACAAAGAAAUUGACAACAGGUGGAUUGUCCCAUACAAUCCCUAUCUUUCCAAAAAGUACAAUGCUCACAUCAACCUUGAGAAAUGCACUUCGAUUAAGUCUGUCAAAUACCUAUUGAAAUACGUGUACAAGGGCCAUGACUGUGCAAACGUCAGACUUACUCAGACAAAUGAACUAACACACGAUGAGGUUAAUACUUUCAUUGACACCAGGUAUGUCAGUGCUCCUGAGGCAUUCUGGAGGCUAUCUGAAUUUAAACUCCAUGAACAGUCGCAUUCAGUAUAUAGACUAGCCAUACACCUACCACAACAGCAGCCAGUUUACUUCCAACGAGGCGCCCAUGAAGAAGCAGCACAAGCAGCGCAAGAAAAAGACACCAUGCUCACAGCCUACUUCAGAGUCAACAGCAACCAACCAACACCAUACCUAUACACAAAGUUCCCACUUCACUAUGUCUGGAAUAAAAUCAAAAAGAUCUGGACUCAACGAAAACAAGGAGGGGACAAGGUUUUGCCACGAAUAUACUCAGUUAGUCCCAAAGAUUCAGAGAAGUACUGCCUGCGCAUUCUCCUCCAUCAUGUUCCGGGUGCCACAAACUAUAAUGACCUCAAAACAGUGGACGGUGAAAUAAUGGAAACAUUCAAGGAUGCAUGCAUACGUCGACAGCUUCUAACAGAUGAUAGGGAAUGGGACCAUGCCAUGACUGAGGCCACAACCUUUCAAAUGCCACAACAACUUCGCACCCUCUUUGCUACAAUCCUGAUCUACUGCAACCCACAAAAUGCUCUCCAGCUCUGGGAAAAGCACAAAGAUGCAAUGACAGAAGACUUCCUGGACCUCCACCACUUGCCACCUGACAGAGCAGAUGACAGAGCCCUUGCCCACAUCAGCACCAUAUUAGAGCAGAACAGUUUGACAUGUAGUCACUUCGACCUUCCCGAACCAAACACAAACCCAGAGGUACCAGAUUUGCAUACUGUUCCGGAGUACGACUUGGAACAUGAGCGUAAGGAAGCAACAAGACUGUGUAACAUGCUCAACACAGAACAACGCAAGUUUGUCGACCAGAUCCUUCAAGACCAUUCAGACAUCACCAGUCACCAACAACAGAAAUGCAGAGCAUACUUCCUAGAUGGCCCAGGGGGAACAGGCAAAACCAUGUGCUACAACACGCUCAUUGCCAGCCUCCGCGGUCAAGGAGAGGUUGUUGCACCAUGCGCUUGGACAGGAAUAGCAGCCACCCUACUGAAAGGAGGACGUACCGUCCACAGCCUGUUUAAACUUCCAGUGCCUGUUCUAGACAACAGUGUUUGCAACAUAAAACCAACUUCCAAACAUGCCCAAUAUCUUCGGAAAAUGGCAAUGUUCAUCAUUGAUGAGGCAUCCAUGAUUCCAUCCAAUGCCCUUAAAGCCAUAGACAGGAUGCUCAUAGAUAUCACAGAGACAGACAUUCCAUUCGGAGGCAAAAUUUUCAUCCUAGGAGGAGACUUCCGACAAGUCCUGCCCGUUGUUCCGAGGAAGCCACCAGCAGUCAUUGUGGAAAAUUGCCUCAAGCGCUCACCUCUGUGGCCAAUAUUUCAGAUACACCACCUCACGAAGAACAUGCAAACUCAGCACAAUGAACAGCACUUUGCAGAAUGGUUACUUGCACUAGGGAAUGGACAUUUACACUACAACCACCCGGAUAUUCAGAACUGCAUACAAAUACCACCAAAAUGUCAAGUGGUCACACAAAAUAUUGCAGACGAAGUGUUAAGCAACAUACAAAAUCCAAGACUUCUAACAGACACUGUCAUCCUCACUCCCACCAACGAACAUGCUCUUCGAAUAACAAAAAAACUCUACACAAGUGCAGACAAGAUCGUAUGCGAAGAUGAACGCGAAGCCCUACAGUAUCCACUGGAAUUCCUCAACUCGAUCACACCCACAGGCAUGCCACCACACAGACUGCUUUUGAAACCAGGCGUCAUCAUUAUGCUCCUCCGUAACCUGGACAUCAAGAAGGGCUUAUGCAAUGGAACAAGACUUAUAGUCAGACACCUCCCCACACACGUUAUAGAUGCAGAGAUUCUCACUGGUGCCAACAAAGGCGAUUAUGUGCUUAUACCAAGGAUUAAAUUGGCCCCUUCAGAUGCUCACCUGCCCUUUAUUCUAGAAAGAACACAGUUCCCAAUCAGAGUCAGUUACUGCAUGACAAUCAAUAAAGCACAAGGCCAAACCUUCGACAAAGUAGGAUUGUACCUUCCAACCCCUGUCUUCAGCCACGGACAGCUCUACGUAGCUUUCUCAAGAUCACGUCGCUUCACAGAUAUAACAGUACAAAUCAAUCCCACAACAAAACAAGGCUUCCACAAUGAGAAUGCAAUCACCCAAAAUGUUGUCUACCAAGAAGUACUUUAA